GAUCUUUUUUGAUGAACGUUAAGCACGUUUUCUCAAAUUAUUAUUUCAUUUGACUGACGUGUCCCCAAAAUAAUAAUUGCAAAUAUUGUAAUAUUGAAAAUGUGAAAAGAUGAUGAAACCAUAUUUCAAAUGAAUAAUUAUAUUAGUUACACAUUCUUUUAAUUUAAAAUGUUCUAGCUAGUCAUGCAUGAUCAUGAAAGUAAGUAUAAAAGAAUGAUGCGAUUCUAAGUGUUAAUCUUAUUUAGCCUAUAAGAGUUUUCAUCAAAGACGGGUAUCAUCAGUAAAGGACAUUCUAUGACUUCACAAGUUAUUUUUAUGGGUGCAGUCACUCUGCUUACCCUGGCUAUUGCCCUACCAACAGCGACGAGCAGCAUAGUGGCUUCGAAGCUGAUUGGACCCAAAUACGAGCCUUUCAAACCAGAAUCAGUGCCAACUCCAGCAGCUGAUAAGGAGGAAUCUGCCAAGGAGGAACAACCAGCACCUGCUCCCUCAUGUGAUUGCGGUAACCAUCAUCCACAUUUUCAUCCAGCAUUUCCUCGUCCUCAUCAUUUCCAUUCCUUUGAAGACCAAUCGAAAGGGUCCCUAGAUCAUCAGCAUCCUUAUGACGAAGAUCAUUCAGUGCCUCAAUCUUGGCGUCCAGAUCCUCAUUUUGACGACAGUAUGCCCUUCAUUAUUAUGACUUUCAUUGCUCCAGCUCCUGCUCCAGCAGAGAACCCUCAAGUAGAAACCAAAGCUUCGGUUGCCUCGGCAGAAUCUGAGGAUCAGAAAAAAGAUGAUAGUGCAGUGGAAAACCGCCUACUGUUUAAAAGAUCACUCAGACGUUAGUUGGAAUUGAAUACGUCUAGCAACAGAUAUUAACUCUAAUUUUGUUUAUGUUUAUGUUAAUAUUCUCUGGUAUAAAAACAUGUUUUGUUGCUAUUAAAAAUUAUGCCAUUAUUAAACAAUAAAGAUUGAGUCAAAAUAAACAAUCUAAA
This is a messenger RNA of Nilaparvata lugens (brown planthopper), 974 nucleotides long. RefSeq lists its product as uncharacterized. The transcript is spliced from 3 exons. The record is from RefSeq and is a predicted model, not a curated record. The coding region runs from base 295 to 825 and encodes 176 amino acids. NCBI's taxonomy places the organism in Eukaryota, Metazoa, Arthropoda, Insecta, Hemiptera, Delphacidae.